Messenger RNA from Gilbertella persicaria, 1320 nucleotides. RefSeq lists its product as uncharacterized. Gene Ontology annotation, cellular component: DASH complex; spindle microtubule. The transcript is spliced from 6 exons. The record is from RefSeq and is a predicted model, not a curated record. Bases 130 to 1293 code for a protein of 387 amino acids. Gene Ontology annotation, biological process: attachment of spindle microtubules to kinetochore. NCBI's taxonomy places the organism in Eukaryota, Fungi, Mucoromycota, Mucoromycetes, Mucorales, Choanephoraceae.
UUUCUUGAAAAUUCCUCCCCCCCCCCCCCAAGACGCGAUAUCGUUGAUUCAACUGUGCUCUAAUAAAAGAAUAAAAAAACUUUUUUUUUCUAUUCUUUGUUGUACAUUCCUUUCCCUUUUUCUUUAUCCAUGUUGGGCAAAAAGAGUCGAUCAGAAUAUUCAAACACUAUGUUUGACUCUCUUAAUAGCUGUGUAGAUAGCUUAACUUCAUGUAACCAAACUCUAGAUUCACUCCUGUCUUUACUUGAACCUGUUCGAAUAGAAACAGCUAUUUACAAAGAAAUCUUUGAUUAUUCUCGAAAUUAUGAUUUAGCUACUGUGAGUGAUAUUAGACAAGUGAGGAAAGAAGUCGAUAAACUGUUGACAACAGGCAAUGGGAAAAAAAUCUCAGAAAGUAUUGAUGCUUCCAUUGCUGCUCUAAAAGAGAUCGAAACGGAUUUAUUGGAUCGAGUUCAAAAACAGGAACUGUACCUUAAAAACCUUAAAGAAGGCCAAGUUAGAAAAGCGCCAGUACGCCCUUUUAAACAACUCACAAUAGAAGAAUCCAGUCUAUUGAAACAAGUUGACAUUCGAAAUCAAAACCUAAAUAAACUAUGUGAAGCAGAAGACGAAUUGAUCAUAGAAGAGCAUAAUCAAGUGUUGAUGUUAAAACGAGAGAAUUUAGAGGUCGAAAAAGAGCUUGAAGAAGCAAGUAUUCAAACACGAAAUACAGAGAGAGAACAAGAACAAGAAGAGGACCGCUUGCUAAAAGAAUUGAAAGAAUUGGAUCAACAAAUCAAAGAAAUGCAACAACAGACAGCGCUAUCCUCGCAAGAGCCUGCACAAGACUCUAUCCCAGCCCAUUUAAACAUGCUAGAUUCUAUUAUAACUACCUUGACUAUUAACAACAGCAAAGCAUCACCACUUACAAUAGAGAAUUGUGGGCGUUAUUUAGACGCAUUUCAACAUGAAAUUAUGCCUUUGAUUCAACAUACACAACCCAUAUCAAAUGAGCCUUUACCUGCUCACCAACUACAGACUUUAUUAUCAGAUACAGCAUCAAGAGAGAAAUGGCUAAAUGCAAUGAAAAUCUUGUGUAAACAACUCAUGCCAAAUCAUAUCAUGGGCAAGACUGCCAGUCAAUUGUUAGAGAUCUUAAUUCGUGAUCCAAACCUUGAAGUAUCUGUGGACAGAUUAAGACAGGAAUUUCCAAUUGAAAAAGAAAAGCGACAUCAAUUAACGUUAGUUGCACAGAUGCAAUUAGAAUCUGAAAUCAUUGCCUUGAAAGAAAAUGAUAUUGUUAUCAACAAAUAAAUAUGCAAAUUUAAGCGAGCUUUUUUU